CUAGGGAUGCAGCACCGUACCGAGUGUUCAUCGAAAUAAUCGACAGUACGCAACGCAUCAACAAAUUUUCUGUAGGAUCAAUGUUGCGAAAAAUCGAAAAGUACCGAAACCAGAUCACGGAGUUAAAGUAUCUCGGACGAAACAAAAUUAUUGUGUUUUUUAACUCAUGGGUCAAAGCAAAUCUUUUGGUCGGCGAAGCUACACUUCCGGAAAAAGGCUACAAGGCAUAUGUUCCCCGACACCUCGUCUGUAUCACAGGAGUGAUUGGUGGAAUACCGACGGAUAUCGAAAUGGAGGACAUCCAACAGGAUUAUGAGUGCGCUUUUCCAAUUGUGAAUCUGUACAGGCUAAACAGAUGGGACAGAGAGAAAGGGAGAAAGGUUGCCUCAAAUCGAGUGAGUGUAACUUUCAGAGCUAGCAAUUUGCCGGAAAAAAUGAAGGUGUUUGGAACGUCAGUAAAAGUUCAACCAUACGUUCGAAAGUUUGUUUUCUGCGAUAAUUGUCAUCGCUUUGGACACCGAGAGGAAAGCUGCAGAUCAAGGAAGCGGUGUGGAACAUGUUCGCGCAUACACGAGGAUAGUGAAGAGCAGUGUGUGAAUGAGGUGAAGUGCUUACAUUGUCGAAAAUCGGAUCACCGAACAACGGAUUCGAAAUGCCCGGCGCGGCAGAGGGAGAUAAGCAUCAAAACAAUUAUGUCUAAGAAGAACUUAACAUACGUGGAAGCUAGAGAGCUGGUGGCUCCGAUCGAAAUGCAAAAUAAGUACGAUGUCUUGGCUAACAUUUCAGAAUUUCCAACGCUACCAAACACGUUCGCGAAAAUGACCGCUGGAAAAUACUCCAUCCGAAAUAACCAGCAAUCCCAGCAGAGGAACUACAACGUCAACAACAAACAGGAUGAAGCAACGUCAGGUAGUCUCAAGAAAGCGGCUAACGAAUCAACUGUAGCAGCAAAAAAAAUGAAACUCGACAAUGAACGACAGCAGCACAUCAGAGAUCGCAAUGCGGAUUCAACAUCACAAGGAGCUGGUCUGAACAAUCCUAUCGCCGUGAGCGAAAAGGAAAAAUGGGACCACAUCAUCAAGAAAGCAAAUGCUGACGCACUGGAAACAGCUAAUCGCAACGUCCGGGGCGAACUCGCGAACUUCUACACGGCUUUGCUUCAAUGCACCGGGGUCACGGAGGAACUACAGGAAAAAAUUAAAGAAUGUUCUAAGAAAUUUCUAAAUCUAGAUAGUAUCAUAGUAUAA
Molecule: messenger RNA, 1247 nt
Organism: Armigeres subalbatus
Lineage: Eukaryota; Metazoa; Arthropoda; Insecta; Diptera; Culicidae
Exons: 1
Coding region: 81-1247 (388 amino acids)
Source: RefSeq, a predicted model, not a curated record